Messenger RNA from Drosophila grimshawi, 1145 nucleotides. RefSeq lists its product as uncharacterized. Gene Ontology annotation, biological process: chaperone-mediated protein complex assembly; protein folding. Lineage: Eukaryota; Metazoa; Arthropoda; Insecta; Diptera; Drosophilidae. Gene Ontology annotation, cellular component: nucleus; cytosol. The record is from RefSeq and is a predicted model, not a curated record. Gene Ontology annotation, molecular function: Hsp90 protein binding; protein-folding chaperone binding. The coding region runs from base 223 to 771 and encodes 182 amino acids. The transcript is spliced from 4 exons.
UAAGAGGGCUGGUCAAUUAUUAUCGAAACAGUGCUGUGCAGUGCGUUAACUGUCAGUCGGUUGCUCAGACGAAUGUUCUCGAACACUGUGUGACUAACAGAGCAAUCAUUCUCAUUUUGUGCCCAACAUUUCGGUUGAAAAUCGCAUUUUCUGUUUGAAAAAGGAUUGCGAGCAGUGACCGCGGCUUCAUUAAUUACGUCUAACCCAAGCAUCAACAAUAAAAUGUCGGCAACAAGUUCGAUUCCGCCACCAGUUUCGUGGGCUCAGCGCACCGACUUAAUCUAUGUUAUCAUCGAUGUGGAAUGCAAGGAUAUUGAACACAAAGUGACGGACAAUAGCUUCACUUUCAAGGGCGUAAACGCGCUGGAUGCGGCCAAGAAAUACGAAGUCACAUUGAACUUUUAUGGAGCGGUUGACCCGGAGAAAGUGACAAACAAGAAUAUCGGUCGUUGCCUGGAAUUCACAAUACCCAAGAAGGAAAGCGGUCCCUACUGGCCCACUCUGACCACGGAUAAGACCAAAUUGCAUUUCCUGAAAGCCAAUUUCGCUAAGUGGCGCGAUGAGUCUGACGAUGAGGAAGCCGAUACCAAGGACAAUGGCAUGUUCGGCAACUUCUCCAACGUUGGAGGAGAUUGGAACAACAAGUUCGAUGAUUUCAAUCUCGACGAAGAUGACGACUCUGAUGAUAAUAUACCAAGUCUGUCGCAAAAUGAUGAGGACGAGGAAGAGGGCGGGGAGGGUGACAAGGAGCCAAAGAAGCCAGCUGCUUAAGUAGCUAGCUAAUUCGGGCAUUUUUUGGAGUACUAGAUUCGUAGCGUUAGCCGAGGCCCUUAUAACGUUAAGUCACACACAUACACCCACACAAACACACGUAAUCACACUCACUGAAAUCACGCACUCAUGCGUUCAUUAACACUAUUCCACAACACUGAUUAACUUGAGCAGCAAAUGCGAUCUGUUAGCAACAAAAAAAAAAGAAAGAAAAGGAACAAGAGUUACAAACAUCAAAUUUACGCUGGAUUUUCGCCACAACAGCAACUGGACAAAGCUACAACCAAUUCAUUGCGAAGUUUCAUUUGCAAUUUAUUAAUUUUUUGUUUCCUGUAAAUAAAGGAAAUUAAAAUAAAAAAAACCGAAAAAUAAAA